AUGAGUGGGAACAUUGUAAAUCAAACUAAGCUACCAUUCAAACCUGCAUCGUUAAAAGCAGCGGAGCAGGAAGCUAGUUUGGCGUUAUAUGUAGCUCAGCAUAGCUCCAUUGCGCCUGUGGACCAUUUAAGUGAAAUGUGCAAAAAAAAAUUUAGUGAUGCGAUUGAGAUACGGCUGCAUAGAACGAAGUGUACAAAUAUUAUAAAAAAUGUGUUGGCUCCGCACUUUUUUGAAGAAUUAAGGACGGACAUCGGCGAUUCCAAGUUUAGUUUGUUACUGGACGAAUCCACUGACAUUAGUGUAACAAAACUUCUCGGCAUUGUCAUCAUCUACUUCAGUAAAACGCAUAACCGAAUUAUAUCUACGUUUCUAUCACUAGCAGAACUGGAAAAUGCAGAUUCUGGUGGUAUAGUGGACUGUCUGAAAAAAGAAUUAAAAAAGCUUAAACUAAAUAUUAAUAAACUUAUCGGAAUUGGUACAGACAACGCCAACGUCAUGCGGAAAAAUAAUAACAAGAAUAUCAAGAGGGAAAAUAACAGCAGCAGUAACAUGAAAACAACUGCAACGGAAACUAAAGUAGAAGCCGAAUGCUAUGCGAAUGCCAUCAAAAGCAAUGCAUCAACAGCAACAGCGAUUGUUAUUGAACAAUGGGCGAUAUGCAAAUGA
Messenger RNA from Rhagoletis zephyria (snowberry fruit fly), 666 nucleotides. RefSeq lists its product as uncharacterized. The record is from RefSeq and is a predicted model, not a curated record. NCBI's taxonomy places the organism in Eukaryota, Metazoa, Arthropoda, Insecta, Diptera, Tephritidae.